This is a messenger RNA of Myotis daubentonii (Daubenton's bat), 1975 nucleotides long. RefSeq names its product nicotinamide nucleotide adenylyltransferase 3 (gene NMNAT3). The record is from RefSeq and is a predicted model, not a curated record. Gene Ontology annotation, biological process: NAD+ biosynthetic process. NCBI's taxonomy places the organism in Eukaryota, Metazoa, Chordata, Mammalia, Chiroptera, Vespertilionidae. Gene Ontology annotation, molecular function: nicotinate-nucleotide adenylyltransferase activity; nicotinamide-nucleotide adenylyltransferase activity. Gene Ontology annotation, cellular component: mitochondrion.
UGUGACUCCGCCCACAGGGGGAGCCCGCGGAGCGCGGGGUCAAGACCGCUGACGACCCGGCCCCGGCGCGGGGUCGUACCGGGCGCGUCCGGGGGUGGCCCCGCUGAAGGGGGCUUGGCACUCCGCGCCCCGGCUCUCCCCUCCCGGGGGCGUGGGCGCGGGCACAGCCCCGGUUCGGCCUCCGAAGUCCCAGUCCCGGAAGUUCCCCUGAGGAGCCGCGGGACGCAGUAAACUGAAGCUCAGAGAGGAACUGUGAUUUACCCUACAUCACACAGCCAGUAAGAGGUAGACGUAGGAGUCAAACCAAGGCCUAACCCCAGUGGAGCUCUUCACUGUCUCUCCAGGAGGCAGCAUCUCAGAGGCAGGGUGGCCACUGCAGCAGAUGCGGAUGUGCCUGACAAGAUGAAGAGCCGGAUACCCGUGGUGCUCCUGGCCUGUGGCUCCUUCAACCCCAUCACCAACAUGCACCUGCGCUUGUUUGAGGUGGCCAGAGACCACCUGCACCAAACAGGAACGUACCAGGUGAUCGGGGGUAUCAUCUCUCCUGUCAGUGACAACUACAGGAAAAAAGACCUUGCAGCUGCCCACCACCGAGUGGCCAUGGUCCGGCUGGCCCUGCAGACGUCUGACUGGAUCCGGGUGGACCCCUGGGAGAGUGAGCAGGCGCAGUGGACAGAGACGGUGAAGGUGCUGAGGCAUCAUCACAGCGAACUACUCAGAUAUCUGCCCCAGGAGGAAGGUCGGGGCCACGGCAGAGCUGUCUCCCCAGCACCCGCAGCCGUGCCUGAGCUGAAGCUGCUCUGCGGGGCAGACAUCCUGAAGACCUUCCAGACCCCCAACCUCUGGAAAGACGAGCACAUCCAGGAAAUAGUGGAGAAGUUCGGCUUGGUGUGCGUGGGCCGGGCUGGCCACGACCUGAAGGGGUACAUCUCGGACUCUCCCAUCCUGCAGAGGUGCCAGCACAACAUCCUCCUGGUCAGGGAGCCAGUGCAGAACGACAUCAGCGCCACAUACAUCAGGAGGGCCUUGGGCCACGGGCAGAGCGUGAAGUACCUGCUCCCGGACGCCGUCAUCGCCUACAUCAAGGACCACAACCUCUAUUCCACGGGCAGUUCUUGGAAAGGCAACAGCGCCCAGAACAGCGAAGGAGAGGCAAGCUAGGAGGGCCAGCCUCUUCUUCACUGAGCUCCUCCUGAGGAGAGAGCGUUCGGUCUUUGUUUUUCUUUUUCCUUUUUUCCAUUUUUCAUUUGUUUUCUUUCAAGAAUAAUUUUACUUCUGAGGAGUCUUCUGUCCCAGGAAGGGAUGCCUUCUUUCGGGAAGAGCAAGUGUCUCGAGGAUGAACAUUUAUCAAAGAAGUUAACAUGGCGUGGCAGGCCGUUAGGAGUAGGCAAAAGCUCUCAGCACCUUUGGGUGAAGAGGCCUUCUCAUUUCGUAAGGGGUACUUGUGACAUGCACAUUGAAGGUGGUUCUGCGCAUGGCAGGGUCCCCUGUGGGUCACAUCAGAAUUGCCCACAAUGCACUUUUUAACUAGGACCAGGUGCAGGGUGGUCUUGAUUGGAGAGAUUUGACAGGAUGCUAAUUAACAAACAGUGGGCUUUGUCAACACCAGGUUUCAAACAAAAUACCAACUGAGAACUUAAAAGUUUGGAAGCCACACUUUUGCUGAUUUACACCAGAUCUUCCUUUAAGAACCAGGAUCUGCCUGCUUACUGGCCAUUGAUAAAAUUUCAACUAAAAUAUUUCUAAGCAGUGAUCCUCAAACAAUAUUUUUGAUACAGCAGAUAUUUUUAACACAGCUAUUCUAUAAAUGCCCGAGCUCUUGAUGUCCAGGUUUCUAAGAAGAAACUGAGGUAAGACAGAUGCCUCGACUCUGUUAGAGGAUCUUUCUGAAUGUUUAAUGAUGGCCUGCCUGUUUGAAUAUUGACAAAGGGAUAAAUAAUAAAUUGACAUCAAAAACUACUAAUGAAAAGUUUCU